Molecule: messenger RNA, 8365 nt
Organism: Trichobilharzia szidati
Lineage: Eukaryota; Metazoa; Platyhelminthes; Trematoda; Strigeidida; Schistosomatidae
Source: the annotation of a GenBank genome assembly
CUACUAGUUAGUAGAGAAUUUACGUAUCUGCGAUGUCGACACAGCGAGUCAGUUGUCGCACAUACCACUGAGCAAGGAAUUUAUUAUCUCAGCUACAACACUAAUGCUACUGAAUUCAUGUGGUGCCAUAAUCAAAUACCACCAAGUGCCGAAAUCUUAACACUUAGAGACUGGAAUUUUUCAUUCCCACGUGUCAUCACUGCAUUCGUUUUCAUCUUAUUACUGCAAACUUCUGGGUGUGUAGAUAGUGGCCAGAUAUGUAGACCUCCAGGAGGUAAACACAAACUCCAGGAGCUUCACUCGGCUUUUCAACAAGUAUCCUCAAAAUCAAAGUUAAUUAAUGAGAAACGACUCAAUCAAUCUCGUUUGGAGCCUAAAGGAACUAAUGCUCGAUAUGUCACCAAUGUAUAUUUGGGAGUACAACUUGGACCGCUUGGACAAGACAGCUUCGCCCAGGUCCUUCCUGCAAUUGAUUUGGCUUUGGAAGAUAUACAAACAAUGCCAGCUUUUAAAGGUGUCAGCUUCACCACAGUACUAAUAUUAUACAUUGAUGGCCUUGCGUGCGAUUCACUUGCUUUACUAACAGAACUAAACUCGAAAGGCGUAAAUGUAAUCUUCGGUCCUUUAAAUGAUUUCCACCUGGCUAACGCAGUAAGAUUCAGUACUUCUAUGUACAAUGUUCCUGUUGUGAGUCCGGCUGGUUUCGCACAUCGACUGGACGAUAAAAAUGAAUUUGCUAUGCUAACACGCGUCUUAUUUACCUACUCAGAUUUGGAAUGGGUUUUUAGCAAUACUUUAAAACACUACGGGUGGUUACCCAAUAAGCAGACACCAGUAGCAAUAUUUACAAUCAGAGAUAACAAAAGACAAGAAGAAACAGUUGGACAUACUGGAAUGACUGGUGUUUUCCAGCAUUUAAAGCUGCAACAAUUUUUAGUUAAAGCUGCAUACAAGCUUCUGUCAGUUACCUUAAAUGAUGAAGUUGAUGUGACUGAUAGCUUCCUAAAACGUCUUCCUGACUCUGCCAGAAUUGUCAUACUGUGCACAGAUCCAGAAGUAGUACGAAAUAUUAUGUUAGAAGCGCAUAAAUUAAAUAUGGUCAAUGGAGAUUAUGCAUUUUUCAACCUGGACCUACUAAGCAGCCAAAAGAAAUUGAAAAGGCCAUGGUAUAGAGAAACAUCUAGUGCAGAAGAAAAUGAAAGAGCACGUGAAGCUUAUCGGGCUCUAAUGACUCUUACACUUUUAAAGCCUGACAGUCCAGAAUAUCGCACAUUCACUGAAGAAGUAAGAGCAAGAGCUCUGCGUGAUUAUGAUUUCAGUUACCGAGACUCUGAAAUAACACCGUUUAUUGGAACAUUUCACGAUGCUGUCAAGUUAUAUGCUUUAGCUUUAAAUGAUGCUUUAGCCAAAGGUGGAACUAUUACCAACGGGACACUAAUUACCCACGAAAUGUGGAAUAGAUCAUUCAAAGGUGUCACUGGUGUUGUUCGUAUUGAUGCAAAUGGUGACCGUAACGCCGAUUAUUCUUUGCUGGAUAUGAAUCCUGUAACUGGAGACUUUGAGGUUGUUGUCAAUUAUUUCGGUAAUGACAAAUCUAUGUCACCUGUGAGUGGUAAAACAAUAGAUUGGAUAAAUGCUGAGAAUAAACCUCCACCACAUACUCCUCCAUGUGGAUUUGAUGGUUCUGAAUGUCAUAAUACCCAUUUUAUCUAUAUUGGAAUCAUUGGAGCAGCUGUAUUAAUCGUACUGGUUGUAAUAUCCUUGGUCUUAGGAAUUGUUUUCUAUCGACGAGCUAAAUUUCAAGCAGAGCUACGUGCUAUGAAUUGGAUUAUCCCGUGGGAUGCAUUACAAGUAACAGAAAAACAUUUAAGACGUUAUCGUCGUGAAAGUGAUAUUCGUUCACCAAAUCAAUCAUCUGAUCCACUGAGAAAGAUAUCGUUUGACACAGGCCCUACUGCCAGUAAACCUUUACUUGCAGGUGAUGUAUUAGUGAAUGAAACUUUAGAUCAAGAUCCAACCGUAGAAUUUUGUACAACAAUUGAUGAAGUCUCUCCAGAGAAACCACAUCGUAAAAUUUCAUUUAGUAAUCUUAUACUGUCUGCUAUUAAUUCUACAUCCAACAGUGGAGGUAAUACAAAUGUACCAGGUGAAAAAAGACGAAGGAAAACAUCAACUACUGGACGAUUUUUAGCUCGUUUCGCUCCAGAUCCAAUAACUUUACCACCAACAGUAUUUGAAGAGUCCAGUUCACAUGCUGGUACAUCACCACAUCCUACAGGAUAUUCACAACCACAAAUUAAUGUUAGUAAACGUCAACAUCGUUUAUCUAGACGUAGUAGAACAAAUGAAGAGGGUCAAACAACAGAUGUUAAUAGUCCAACUAACGGGCAAAAUAAAGGUAUGCCAGAAUGGACAUAUUUUAAGCAUCCAUCUUUUGAUUAUUCCUUUACCACUAAGCAAAAUCGACAUCGAAAGAAACAUGAUAGUGUUGGAAUGGAAUCUGACUAUAAUCCCUUAAUGGAAUUCGACUUUUUCAAGAAAAAGAAGCACUCAGAAGAUUCACAAUCCAGUCUAGGUUCAUUGGAUACAAUAUCUGGUAUACAUUUGGAUAAAUUAGCUAAUUCACAAAUGUUCGCACGUACAGCAUUGUAUAUGAAAAGCAUUGUUGCCUUAAAACCCUUACGUAGACAGACACGUAUUGAACCGUCUAAAGCCUUAUCAAUUGAAGUUAAGAAGGUGAAAGAUUUGAACUGUGAUCACAUUUGUCGAUUAAUUGGUGUGUGCUUAGAAGUACCACAUCAGUGUAUUGUUUAUGAAUAUUGUCCAAAGGGAAGUCUUCAAGAUGUCUUAGAAAAUGAACAAAUCAAAUUAGAUUGGAUGUUUAAAUUCUCACUAAUGCAAGAUAUAUGUCGAGGUGUUAUGUAUCUCCAUCAAAUAUUUGGUCCACAUGGUAACUUGAAAAGUUCCAAUUGUUUGGUAGAUUCACGUUUUGUACUAAAAAUCACUGAUUUCGGUCUACCGCAUAUUCGUGGCCCACCACCAUCAGAAUCAGAAGUUGGCAGCUAUAUUUAUCAUAGAAAUUUACUAUGGACAGCUCCAGAGUUAUUGCCUGAUGGAGAUACAAUAAUUUAUCCACGUGAAUCAAUAAAAGGCGAUGUUUAUAGUUUUGCUAUUGUCUGUCAGGAAAUUGUAUAUCGUAAAGGUGUAUUUUAUAUACAAAAUUUUAAAAAUUGUGAACCAGAUUAUAUUAUAAAAGAAGUCAGAGAGUGCAGAAAACCCCCAUUUCGACCAACAUUGGAUUCCCUAGAAGGUUGUUCUGAAGACUUAGUUCAGUUAAUCCGUCAGGCAUGGGAUGAUGAUCCAGGUGUGAGACCAGAUUUUCAAUCAAUUAAAUUAUCUAUGCGAAAAUUAAACAAAUCAGGAGACAGUAAUAAUGUUUUGGAUAAUCUACUGUCUCGUAUGGAACAAUAUACGAAUAAUUUAGAAGAAUUAGUUGAACAGCGUACAGCACAGUAUCUAGAAGAGAAAAAGAAAACAGAAGAUUUAUUAUAUUCAAUGUUGCCAAGAUCUGUAGCCAAACAAUUAUUCCGUAAUCAACCAGUGACAGCAGAAAGUUUUGAAAUGGUUACCAUUUAUUUCAGUGAUAUUGUUGGAUUUACAUCACUAUCAGCUGAAUCUACUCCAAUGCAGGUUGUAGAAUUAUUAAAUCGAUUAUAUACACUUUUUGAUGGAAUAAUUGAAAAUUUCGAUGCAUAUAAAGUUGAAACAAUUGGUGAUGCUUAUAUGGUUGCUUCAGGUUUGCCACAACGAAAUGGUAAUAAACAUGCACGUGAAGUAGCACGUAUGUCAAUUGCAUUUUUAAAGGCUAUUUUUGAAUUUCAAAUUCCUCAUCGACCUGAAAAACGUUUAGAAUUGAGAAUUGGCAUACAUUCAGGUGAGUUUUUUUUUUUUUCAAAAAACAAACGAAGAAACAAACAAACUAUUCAGUUUAUUAAUACUUCAGCACAAUAAGUGUUGAUAUAUAUGACUAAUUCGAUUGAGUAAUCGAUUUUCGAUGAUAUUCCUCUCCAUCUCAUUUAGACUAAAUAUUCAAGUAAUAUCAUAAAUAGUCAUAUAUAUUAUUAAGAUAUAAGUCGCACCUAGUGCGUGUGUGUGUGUGUGACAAAAUGCAGGUCAAGCAAUACCGCUGGGGCGGGAAGGGGUACAUACAACUAGCUAUCUGUUUUGUUUUUGAUUUCUGACUUCUAUUCAAUCACUGUAUCAUCUGAAAUACAGAUACUUAUGUCGAUUGUAUUGGGUUAUUUUGUUUGAAUGAAUUUCAUUUUGAAAUAAGUGUACACAUAGUUAUCUUCCUCCCUUAUAUUGAAAUAGUAAGAACAAUCGAUGUGCACGUCUCUUUGAUAACUAGUUUUAACUAAGAAUAUGUAUGGAAUGCCUAAUUCUUCUUUGUUUAGUUCCUGGGAUGAAUUCUUGAAGAUACAAAUUCUCAUGUGAACAGAAAUUGUCAUACAUAAAGAUAAAAAGUAAUCUAAUGUCGACUUCAAUAAUCGAUGAACAAGAUAUUUUGUAGAUUUUGUUGCAUAUUUUGAUCUAGGUAGUGAGUCCGUUUAUCUUAUUGUGUAGUUGACUACUGUUAUUACUUUAUCCAUGUGAUUACUUUUCUUUUUUAUGGUUAGGCCCAGUUUGUGCUGGGGUAGUUGGACAGAAAAUGCCACGUUAUUGUUUAUUCGGUGAUACUGUAAACACUUCUUCUCGAAUGGAAAGCAACGGUCUGCCUUUGAAAAUUCAUAUCAGUCAACAAACGUUUGAUGUACUGAAGACGUUUAAAUCAUUCAUUAUGACUGAACGUGGUUUGGUUGAAAUGAAAGGUAAAGGUCGUCAAAAAACCUAUUGGUUACACGGAGAAGAUUGUUAUAUUGUUGAUCCUAUCCCAGCUGGUGCUAAAAUUAUCGGUGGAGCAUAUGAAGGCGUAACUGGGCCAAUUCCUGCCGGUGCAUUAGCACAAAAAGGAAGUAGUGGUGGUGGUUGUGUUCUUGUUGGUGGUGGCGGAAAUUUAAAUCAAUCCCCAGGACAUUUAUGCAAUCCACAACCUACAUCACCACUUCAUCCUCAUUCAACAGAUAAUAAUUCCUCACUUAAGCGGAAAUCUCACAGUUUCCCUGCGACUCCAGCGUGUACUCCAGAUUCUAAUGAUUUAAAUAACCCAAGUUCUCAUGAUAAUUAUCAUCAUCAUCAUCAAAAUCAACAGUCUAAACCUCCUGUCGAUUCACAUGAAAAAGUAUCCGUCAGCAUUACAGAUCCUUUUCAGGUCAACAGUAAUGAUACUGUAAGCUUUGAACCAUCAAAUAAACGACGCGUUGGUGUUUGCCAUUUGAAUGAAAAUCCAAUCUACAAUGUUUCAAGUGGUAACUCUCAACAAAUUGGUGAAAAAGUGUAGAAAAAACAAGAAUAAUAGAUAUCCCUGGGACAACCUUCAAUACAAUACAUUCUUUUUUUACUACAUAGCACGUAUUACUGAUAAACUAUCUUCACUCUACAGAUCCACUGGCGAUAUUAAAAAAAAGUAUCCUACAAGAAGCUACUUCCUGCCCCUCCGUUAACAUGUGUAUGUUUCAAGUUGUAUGCAGUUACAGAAUAUAUGACAUACAUAAAUAGGUGAUUGUAUUAAUGCAAGUGAAAUUUCUCUCUACUAAUUUUUUUCGUGGCCAUAUUUGUAAGGAAUUUUGCUCAAAAAGUGCUUUCGAUUUGAUCUCACUGAAUAUUGUGCCUCACAGUCUAUCUCUCUCUCACACCCUUAACCCCACCAUCUCCAAAUAGUUAUAGCAAUAUUCCCUCAUACGCAUGUGCAUGUAUAAUUUCAGUGUCCUGUCCAACUUUUCGGUUUUGUAUACCAUUUCGUUUGUUUGUAUAUCUAUGUUUGUGCGUAUGUAUGUAUGUGUACGCGUAAUGUUUAUUUAUGUAAGUGGAUAAUGAUGAUUGUGGCAUAUUUCAAUCUCGCUUGCAUAUUGUAAACGUUUCUAUGUUUCCCAUUCUGGUUAAAGUCUACACAAACGUUCACUGCACAUUUGUUGUCUACAUAACGUAUAAACUAUUCAUGUAAAAGUUAAAAUUUCAGUGUUUCUCUUAACUAAUUUAUUUUCUACAUAGAAUAAAACAAUUACCUUGAUUGUUAAUGUUAAUUAAACUAAAGGAUUAUUUUUUUUAUGCCUAGUUAUAUAUCAAUGUCUUUCAGUUUGAUAAUUUGUAUAUGCAUAUACGUCUAUACGUACGUGUAUGUACGUAUGUUUGUUUGUAUGUGUGCGUGUGUGUUUUGCUUAUUCUGCAUUCCUUGAACAUUUUUUGUCUAUUCUUAUUGUUACUGUUGAUUUUAUUUGAAAUUCCUUUAUAGUCACCGGUUGUUCAAUGGGGACAUGUUUUAGCUCAUUCCCAAAAUUAUUUUUUUCCUCUUCAAAAAAAAAAACAACAACAAACAAACCAUAAAUAUAUUUAUGUAUAUAUGCUGUUUAUGCUGGAGUUCUGUUAACAAUAUUUGUAUACAUUAUACAUCAUUUUUUUGUCAUUUUUGUUGUUGCUUUGUUACAUUUUCUCCUCCUUUUGUACCAUUUACUGAAUGUGUCUGACAUGUAUCUUAAUUAAAAGUUUUAUACAAUGUGUGAACAUUGAAAAAAAUAUAUGGGACAAUGAAGGAUGUAUUUCUUUUGAGGGGGUAUGGGGGAAGAAUUACUUCUUUUCAGUGUUUUUAUGUCUCAUCAUUACUUUCCUCAUUGUAUGGAGUGUGUGUAUAUAUGUGAAUGUGCGACAUUUCUAUCCUCAUUUCAUUGAUUAUUACUAUUCUUUUUUUAUAGAUUUAUGCUAUUUUGCAUAGAAAUAUUUUAUCGUAUAAGUUUAUAGCCUUUAUCUACAAAACGUAUUUGAAUGUGCAAGUGUUAGUGGAUAGGUGGGUGUAAUAAUUAGCUUUUUUUCUCUCUCCCCGUUUCACUUUCACGUGUUCCUUUCGUGUAUUUUCCCACUUUUUUUCACUGAACAGCAAUAGACUUCAUCCCAUUUUUUUGAAUUACCACAUCCUACUUAAAUUCGUUUGCACUCACGCAUGUAUGCGCUGUUUUUCUCUUCAAUUGUGUAUUUUCUCUCUUUUUUUGUCGCACACCUUUUUGUUUAAAUCUAAUUUAUUAUGAUCAUCAUUAUCAUGCUGAUUGUUGUCAGUCUUAUUGUCCAAAAUGCUGAGAUUGACUCUGACUUGCUAUACGUGAACAGAUGAUUGACUGUGUGUGUGUUUAAAUUCCUUUUCAUUCAAUAUUGGCUUUUUCCCUAUAUUUACAAACCUACCAGAAGUAAUUAGUUCAUACAUUUUACAACUUCAACGUCAUAAUUAUUACUUCAUCCAACAAAAAGAUUUCAAGCAAGCUAGUAAAUACUUGAAAGUGGAUUACUGAAAUGGACUCCUCUGUUGUUGUUGUUGUUGUUAUCGGUUAGAUUUCUUUAUGAUUGUUUGUCGAUUUUCACAUAUCUGUUUCCACCUUGUUUACAUGCACAUGUGUAUGCGUGUACGUGCACGUAUGUAUGAAUCUCCGUAUGGAUGACUGAGGGGUGUGGGUUAUCUGUGCUUGAGUAUAUCCAUUUCAUGGACGGAUGUGUAUGCCUGGUCUGCAUACAUGAAUUUACCAGCUCAGAGAACACUGUUAAUUGCAAAUGUAAUGUGUGUAUACAUGCGUAUUCAUGUCGAUGUAUGUGUGGGUGUACAUGUAGUUAUUCACCUUGUCAACAGCAAUAAUAAUAAUGUUGAUAAUAGGGGAUAGCAACAACAGGAGAACAUACUAUUUGAGAAUAAUGUUGAUUCUCUCCAUCCCUGGUUUUUGUUUGCUUCCUCUUUAGCUAAUUCAUUUUUUCUUGUGAAUUGACUUUUUUCUAUACUUUUGUUUUUCUUCUUCUUCUUAAUAUCACUCACGCAUUAACAUUUUUGUUUUCCACCUUAGAUAUUAUGAGUACAUUUCUUUUUUUCGACAGAUCAUGUGUACAGUAUAUAAUAUUCAUCAUUGUGUCUCUGUGUGUCUACAUGUACACAUGUGUGUGCGUGUGUAUUGUGUUACAUUCUCUUUUGAAACAAUGGAAUAUUUGUCAACAUAGAACUUCAGCUUAAUUGGGUAAUGAAUAGCAUCAAAUGAAAUUAAAUUCGUAAACAAUAAAGCGGAAUAAUAAUCAUUAUCAUUUUUCGUUAUAACAAGCUAUACAAUACAGUAUACUUAAUUUGUUCAAUGAGAAUUUACUGUCAUUAUUGAUUUUCAAGACAUUACUGUCACUGCUAUAAUUAUAUUAUAUAUCAUUACACUGAAUGAUGAAAAUAAUAAUAAUAGUUUAAACAUUUGAG